This is a messenger RNA of Aedes albopictus (Asian tiger mosquito), 2839 nucleotides long. RefSeq names its product glucose dehydrogenase [FAD, quinone]-like. The transcript has 4 exons. The record is from RefSeq and is a predicted model, not a curated record. Gene Ontology annotation, molecular function: flavin adenine dinucleotide binding; oxidoreductase activity, acting on CH-OH group of donors. Lineage: Eukaryota; Metazoa; Arthropoda; Insecta; Diptera; Culicidae. The coding region runs from base 333 to 2480 and encodes 715 amino acids.
CCAGACUGGACAACUUUUUCUCGGGAAAGAAAUUGAACUCCACUGGGGGGAGUGCGGGCAGGGGCCCGGGUAGGACGACGACGACAACAAGAGUACGCAAACUGCAUCUCACGACGAGGUGCCCAAUGCAUUGCUGCCUGAUUGCACUAUAUGAUGCAGACAGAGUGCAAGUGCAGUUUAAUCACGAACGUUGACCGUAACGGUGGUGUGCACCAAAAACGAGCUCUCUCGGUACAGCUUCCCCAGAAAGGAUGUCUGACGCAGAUCGGUGAGCUGCUGAAGUAGUGCGUGGAAUUCUUAAUCGCUCAAGUGGCGCGCAUUUUGCCAAAAAUAUGGCCCGAUCAACGUGGACGGUUGCGGUAGCGAUCGCGUUCUUGGUGGCAACCGUCGAGAGCUUCGGUUCGAGUCCGUCGAAAGAUAAUCUAACGAUCGGGAAUUAUGUAGAUUUCACACGAUUCUGGGGUAUUUGGUAUGGAGAGCCGAAACUGCGGAAGAGUUAUGACUUUGUGAUUGUCGGUGCCGGGCCGGCUGGAUCGGUGCUCGCUAGCCGUUUGACCGAAGAUCCCAAAGUGACCGUGCUGUUGCUGGAGUGUGGCAAAGGAGAGUUGCCUAUUUUCACUGAUGUUCCUCUGAGUGCACCCAAUCUGCAGGCAACGGAUUAUAAUUUCGCGUACGAAACCGAAGUUCAACGAAAUGCAUGUCAAGGACUAAGUGAUAGAAAGUGUAGUUGGCCGCAUGGAAGAGGCGUAGGAGGUUCUUCUAUAAUAAAUUAUAUGAUCUACACGAGAGGUAAUCGGAGGGACUACGAUGGAUGGGCCCAGGCAGGAAAUCCAGGCUGGAGUUGGGAUGAAAUCCUUCCGUAUCACAUAAAAGCGGAACGUGCCAACAUCAGAGACUUCGACGAUAAUGGAUUCCAUGGGAAGAGCGGACCGCUGUCUGUGGAAGAUUGUCCAUUCAGAUCGCGAAUUGCCCAUGCCUUUGUUCGCAGUGCACAGCAGGCAGGGUAUCGGUACUUGGACUACAACGCCGGAGAGCACAUAGGCGUGUCUUAUUUGCAGGCCAACACGGAGCAGGGAAGGCGGGUAACGAGCGGGACGGCUUAUCUGCCGCCAUCGGUGGCCAACCGUAAAAAUCUACACAUUUUUACCAAGGCUUGGGUCACUCGGCUGCUCAUUGAUCCAGAAACCAAAGAAACCAGAGGCGUUCGAUUCACUCGGAACAAGCAAUAUUUUUCCGUGAAGGCUCGUCGAGAAGUGAUCCUCUCGGCAGGCGCUUUUGAGUCAGCUAAGCUCAUGAUGUUAUCAGGAAUCGGACCGCGUGAUCAUCUGGAAAGUUUCGGAAUUCCAGUGGUGCAUGAUUCACCGGUAGGGGAAAUUCUGUACGAGCACCCAGGUGUUUUGGGUCCUGUGUAUCUAGUCAGAAAGCCAAUCGACAGCUACAUUCAGCUGGACGAUAACAUAAACCUCAGGAAUAUUAUCAAGCUGAUAGGCGGCCGAGGGGUGUUUACGACCAAUGCCGUUGAAAGUCUUAUGUACCUCAAAACACCUGUAGCGGAAAGUCCCGAUCCCGGUCUGCCGGAUGUGGAAAUCAUGCAAGCCUUCACAUCAGUUGAUUUCGAUUCGGGCCCAGGGACAGCUCUCGCAUUUCGCCUGACCAAUGAAACCUACGAUGGUUAUUACCGACCAAUCCGUAACAUCCGAUCUUUCCAGUACCUGCCGAUGCUGUUGAAACCUCGAACGCGUGGAAAGUUGCGCCUUCGGUCAAGGAAUCCGUUUGCCCAUCCCCGAUUCGAUUAUCAGUACUUCGAGGAUGAUCGUGACCUCGAAGCGCUGGUAUACGGUAUGAUGGAAGCAAUUCGCGUUACUUCCCAGCCAGCAUUUCAAGAGCUAGGUGUUGAACUCUACUCGCGCCAAGUGCCCGGCUGUGAGCAAUACGAGUUCAAUACGCGCGACUACUGGCGCUGCCAUGUACGCACCCUUACUGCCACUUUCCAUCAUCAGGUUGCAACGUGCAAAAUGGGCCCCGCCGCCGAUCCUGAAGCCGUCGUUGAUCCACGGUUACGCGUGUACGGCAUUUCAAGGCUCCGAGUAGUAGACAUUGGCAUAGUUCCAGGGCCACCGGCGGCGCACACUGCGGCGGUUAGUUUCGUCAUUGGCGAGAAAGCGGCAGAUUUGAUUAAGGAGGAUAUGGCACAAGGGAAGAUUGGAGUGCGCGUUGAGAAAGCUCGGUUGUCUGGGAACGGUAGGGAACUGAUUUCGGACUAUGACGCGGACAGCUUGUUUGGAUAUGAUUUUGGAUCUCAAUUUUAUGACAGUAUGUACAGCUCACCGUUUAGAUUCAGAAGAGAUGUUGGCAGUCAGAACGAAUCGUUAGUGCAAAAUCAUUCGAACAAUAAGAUAAAUGAGGGAAUUAUUGAUUUUGCGUCAGCAGUCCAAGAAAUAUCAUACCUUUUGGCCAACGGAUCAGAUUCUGGUUCGUAGCGUGAUACAAUACAUACCUCAUUUAUUAGACUGAUUCUAAAAAAAAGGAAAAAACCAUCAAGCAGUAAGAGAGUAAUUCUAACGCUUUAAUUGUUACAUGUAAGGUUUCAAAAUAAAACACAGAAAGGCCGUCCGCGUCCAUUAUUUUCAUAAGGGAUCAUAGGGACAAGGGGUAGAAAUUUAUUUCAGGAGUUUCAAACACAGUUUUGGAUUUUCGUGUAAGCAACUUUACCAUACGAGAGGAUAACCGAUUCAUGGACAACCUUAAUAAGUUGAAACAUUUUGUUUUCUUUGUGCCGAAAGAUUUACGUCCUUUUAACUUUUUCACACUUUUGGUCACUAACUGAUAAAGUUAAUUA